This is a messenger RNA of Triticum dicoccoides, 1913 nucleotides long. RefSeq lists its product as uncharacterized. NCBI's taxonomy places the organism in Eukaryota, Viridiplantae, Streptophyta, Magnoliopsida, Poales, Poaceae. The coding region runs from base 711 to 1391 and encodes 226 amino acids. The record is from RefSeq and is a predicted model, not a curated record. The transcript has 2 exons.
CCUCGCUCUUCUUCUUCCCCCAAAUCCCCACUCUUCACUCCCGUCGUCAGCUAGGGUUUCCGAGGUAGCUCCUCUUCCCCGGGCGGCAGGAUGGGUGGCGGCGCGGCGGACCAUGGCCAGGCCAGCGCUGCCCCUCCCAUCGAUCCGGCCGUCCUUGAGCCCCGGCGCGAGCCCCGUGCUCGUCUGCUUCCGCCGCGGCACGGCCUGCAGGAGACGGCAACGCUGCCGAUCCCCGACGAGCUCGUGGCGGAGAUCUUCCUCCGGCUGGCCCCAACCGAUCUGGUCCGCGCCUCCGCCGCCUGCGCCUCGUUCUACCGUCUCAUCGCCAGCCGCUCCUUCCUCGUCGCUUCCGCAAGCUCCACGCCCUGCCCCUCCUCGGAUUCCUCGAUCUCUCCGGGAAAUUCUUCGGAGUGGCCCCGCCUUCUCCUUCAGCGUCCGCGGCCCGCGCCGUCGCCCUCGCCGCCGACUUCUCCUUCUCCUUCCUACCCGGCCCCGCUCGGGACUGGAAGGUCCAGGACGUCCGCGGCGGCCGCGUUCUCCUCAACAGAUCUCCCUUCGACAAUCUCUCCCUGGUGGUGUGCGACCCCCUGCACCGGCGGUACCUCCUGCUUCCCCCAAUCCCUGAAGUCGAGGGGUGGCUUCCUAGUUCAGUGGACAACCCACCACGCCACACAGGACGGCAAGCCCUCCUUGGUGACGACCAGGAGGCCAUGGAAGAGACAUCGUUCACGGUGAUCUCAACUGUAUUGCGCGGAAAUAAGCAGGCCGCUUUUGUCUUCUCUUCCAGCACCGGACAAUGGCGAGCUAGUAUAUGGAACGCCGGGUUUGGUUUCUUCUUCAGGCUCUGGUACACCAAUGGCUGCUUCUAUGGGGUGACAGAAUGCAGGAAAAAGUUGCUAGCACUUGACACCCGGAGGAUGGAGUUCUCACUUUCUGACCUCCCACCCGAAGCCGGAGAUUUUUUGCAACUAGACGUAGGUCCUUUCAAACAGUGCGUGAAUAUAGCCAUUGUGGAGGCAGGGGAAGGCAUCACUGGGAUGUUUGUGCUUCCACAUCACACAUCAAACAUCAGUUAUCUAACUAGGCGAAACAAUGGUGGGAGUUCCAGCCAGUGGCAGUUGAAGAAGACAAUCCCACUGGAUUCUUCUUGGUACAUUUUCAUUAGUUCAACAGGGAGGUACUUGCUUCUACUACGAAGGAGAAGAAUAGAAGCUUUCAUGUUGGAUAUCAAAACAUUCCAACUUGAGAAGGUGUUCAGUGAUGUCGUUUCGCGGUAUGUAUAUAGAAGCUUCCCACCGUCGUUGUUUUCGUCACCGACAAUAUCAUGCGGUGUUGAGAACGAGGCCGAGGAGACGCUGGAACAAGGCUGCACUGCAAGCUCAAGUGCAUAGUCUCCACUCUCUCCAGGGUUAGAAUAUGCUGAGACGAAUGCAAGAGGUCGUCGUUUUGUUCCUCUUUGUUCACAAGCUUUUAAAUGUCUGCAACUCGAAUACUCCUAAUUUUGAGAUACUGGGCAGGUGUUGAGAACGAGGCCGAGGAGACGCUGGAACAAGGCUGCACUGCAAGCUCAAGUGCAUAGUCUCCACUCUCUCCAGGGUUAGAAUAUGCUGAGACGAAUGCAAGAGGUCAGGCUGAUUUGUUGAUCAUAAUAUGGCGAGGUUGUUAUGCAACUCGAUAAUUGACCACUAAGUUUGGUCUGCUUUUGCCCUUUGGUCUGUAGUAUGCCAUCCGGAAGGAUAAAAUAGAACCUGGAGUAUUUUAUCUUGCAUUCCUUGGUCUGGCAGUGAUUGAUGCGUUUGUUUGUCGGAUAAGGUAGCGAGAGCAGUAACGGAAGUUCAGUUUCUCUGGGAUCAUUAGAUUAACUAAGUGAAAGUACGACGGUACCUGCCAUUUCUAAAUUCAAGUUUCUCAAA